UUCGGCAGAAGCCAGGCAUUGAACGGAAUCGACAAGGCCCUCACAGGGGAAACAUCCUUCACCCUCCCAGAUCCUCAAGGCCUGAAUCUCUGAUCUUUUCAGAUUUUGUAUUUAUCUUGCUCACUCUACCCUAUCUUGAGCAGCAUGAACAUAUAGUACUGCUCCACUCCGUCUGCUACACUCGCUCCUCCCUUACCAUGGCGUCCGACUUCGUUGGCUACACCAUCUUGGUCACGCUACAGAAUCCUCCGCAUGCUCAAAUCCAGGGUGUAGUGGCAGAUGUCGUCAAUCAAAAGCUGUUCCUGCAGAAUGUACUUUUGUGGAAUGGCCAGCGACUCCCCUCAUACGCCAUUGACUCCUCCGCUAUAGCAGACCUCGAAGUGUCCCCUUCACAACCAUCCACGGUCGAAGAGGAGGAAUUGCCUACACCAGUCGCCGCUGCCGAACACCAGAAGACCACAUUCCCCCCAGUCCUUCAACAGCAGCACAAUGUGCCCGCGUUUGUCGACCCCGCCAUCAUCAGCUACGCGAAACCGCCCGCCAAACUUGCAGCAAUGCCAGCAGUUAUCCAGCAGCCGCAGCCAGUGUCCCCGAUCAUGAUCGCCGAUGGAAUAGUGAGCAACCCGUCGGCGCGCUUGCCGCGCAACGGCAAUGUGGGGAAUAGCUCAGUGUCCAGCAUCGCGACGGCUGUUCCCAAAAAGACGGAGAAAAGAAAUACACCCGCCAGUGCGACUCUGACGGAGCCGUUUGACGCAUUAAGUCUUGGGGACAAUGUUGCGGUUGCUAAACCCGCGCCAGAGGUCGCCAGCGAAAAGAAGGCUCAAUAUAUACCAUCACAAACUGGUCCAGGCAUCAUCGACAUGAAAGAUGUCAAUCACGGCCCGCUCAAGGGUCAGAAGAAGGCAGGAAAAGGCAAGGGCUGGCGCCAGACCCCCUUCAUCGAGGAGGUACCUCGACAGCCUAGAAAGAGGGCACAGCGGGGUCGGAAAGCCGCAGAAGACAUGAAUGGUUGGGCUACAGAAGAUGCUACUGACAUCCAGGAUAUGGGCGACUUUGACUUUGAAUCAAAUCUAUCCAAGUUCGACAAGCGCCGAGUCUUUGACGACAUCCGGCAAGCAGACACCACCGCGGAAGCUGACCGGCUUGUGAGCUUCAAUCGGAAAGCUCGACCUGGGACCAACGGGGGCCGAAACCUGCACUUCACGGAAAACGUUUUGGACACGCCGGGUGGAAAGGACAAAGAUCGAUGGAAGAGUGAAGCGGGGGAAACCGAAGAUGAGUCGAUCGGGGGAGAGGGCCAUUACAGCAGCGGGCGAGGAUCCAAGAGGGCGGGCUCCCGACGGCCACUUGGUUCGAGAAAGGGCAGCGUCAUCCCUCCGCAUAUUGACCGGACAGACUCGCCGCGCCCUUUGGGCCGGAUGCAAACCUCAUCGCCGCUCAACGGAUCCGUGUCCGGCAACCGUGGCACCUUCAAACUUCUCAACAACAAGCCGUGUCAUUGUUUGUCACCGCUGCAGAUGCUUGAGAUCGAACAACUCUGCACUUCGGAACUUGGCCUCACGGAAGACAUGCUCUCGGAGAAUGCUGGACGGAGUAUAGCCAUGGCAGUGCUCAAGAUUCCCGAGGUCAGGAGUGUGGUGUUCUUAGUGGGCAAUCACAAAUCCGGUGCUAGAGCCAUCGCCGCAGCCAGGCAUUUACGCAAUCGCAGGCUUCGGGUGACCAUUGUCAUCCUCGGGGGCGAGCGUGAAGAACUGCUUCUCGAAGUUAUGAAGAAACAGCUCAGCAUUUACAAGAAGGGACAAGGGUACGUGGACCGCUGGGACGAAUAUCAGACCAAAGCCAGCGCGGGCGGCCCGACUCCUGACGUGAUUGUGGAUGCUCUGCUCGGAGUGCACGUCACGUUUGAAGAAUUACGGACGGACGACCAAGCAACAGUGCUGGAGAUGAUUCGGUGGGCCAAUCGCAGCUCCCUCGUCCUCUCUAUCGAUGUGCCGAGCGGAUUAUCUGCCACGUCGGGGUUGUUGACGGAAGUUGAUGGACAGCCGCUGGUUAUGAACAGCAAGCACAUCGUCAGUCUAGGGGCACCGAAGACCGGGUUGCUAUAUGGAAUGUCUCAUGAUGGAAUCACGGAGCCCACCUGGCAGGUCUGGGUGGCCGACAUCGGCAUCACGGCCGCGGCGUGGCAGAAGCAUGGGUCUCGAAGAAAACACGGCACCGACUUUGGCACCGAAUGGGUGGUCGCCGUCAAGUAUGUGUCGGGCUUACAAGCUUGACGCGGGUUGGUCUCAUAAGAGAGACAGCCCUUGAGACUGGGACGAGGGUCAGGGGAAGUCAUCUAUUAUCCGCAUUUAUUUGCUGCUGCUGUUGCUGCUGCUGCUGCGUUCAAGCGAUUUAUUGAACAAAAAGUCAUCCGGGAGGCAUUCGUGACAAUUGCUUUUUGCUGCGUUGGUGAAGACAGUGCUCUGUUUUGUGCUUCUGAGAGUCUCGCAGGGUAGAUUAGGGAGGGGGCAUGGUUUCUUCAAAUAGCCAUCCAUCUCUUGAGGAAAUGAAGCCCUGAUUCAAGAGCCAGC
Molecule: messenger RNA, 2570 nt
Organism: Cladophialophora immunda
Lineage: Eukaryota; Fungi; Ascomycota; Eurotiomycetes; Chaetothyriales; Herpotrichiellaceae
Product: YjeF family domain-containing protein
Exons: 2
Coding region: 198-2273 (691 amino acids)
Biological process (GO): deadenylation-independent decapping of nuclear-transcribed mRNA; P-body assembly
Cellular component (GO): P-body
Molecular function (GO): mRNA binding
Source: RefSeq, a predicted model, not a curated record